This is a messenger RNA of Cololabis saira (Pacific saury), 826 nucleotides long. RefSeq names its product beta-microseminoprotein (gene msmb). The coding region runs from base 344 to 679 and encodes 111 amino acids. NCBI's taxonomy places the organism in Eukaryota, Metazoa, Chordata, Actinopteri, Beloniformes, Belonidae. The record is from RefSeq and is a predicted model, not a curated record. The transcript is spliced from 4 exons.
UGUAUUUUGAUUUCUACACUCUGUCGCCUUAUUUAGAUCUGUAUAGGAUCAACAUGAAAGUUUACAAGAUUGGGAAACGUUUUAUGUUUCACACCGAACACUAACGUCCUUUUCUCCGUGUGAGUUGGAAAGAAAAGCAUGCUACAUCCGUCUCAAAUGGCAAUGCAUCCUCAAUAUGUUAUUGCAGUGUGGCGGGUAGCAGUCCUCCACCUUUAAAACAAAUAUCUUACACAUCACCAUUGUCAAUAAAGGUUUGGAGGGGUGCACAGUUUAAAAUAAGCCAAAGUUGCAGACUUGCUGCACUUUUUUGUCUCCUGUUGACUGGGUCACAUCUCAACUGAAAAUGACUUUUGUCCGUGUACUUGCUUCUCUGCUGGGUCUGUUCGUCCUGUGUCACUGUGACUGCUUCUUCCAGGAGUUAGUGAUAAAAGAUUCGGAAAACCUUCCAAAAGCAGGAUGUGUGGAUAAAGAUGGGAAGCAUCAUGACUUUGGCUCUGAAUGGGUGAGCGACUGCAUGGACUGCUCCUGUGAUGAAGGGGGUUUGAGCUGCUGCAGCAGGAUCCAUGAUGUAGGUACUGCAGACAUCCCUGAGGAGUGUGAGCUGGUUGUGGAUGAAAAGGCCUGCUCUCUCAAGAUGGUGCUGAAGUCAGACAAAACAAAGGAGUGUAGCCUUGUUUAAAAACACAAGAUUAACUGUAAAGAUUUCUGACAUUAUAUUAAAUCUUACACAUACAGUAAAUCACCAAUGAGCAAAUCCCACCACCUUGUCAACCAUUAUCGUGACGUGUUUUUACUUCAAGUGACAAUAAAACCUGUUUCAUCUCUG